AUGCUCGAGUAUAUCUACCCGGACGGAUGGCAGAAGGCACCGACGGACUUGAUCCGGGACCAUCCUCUCGCCGCGCAUGGCCUGAACCAGUCUGACGACUUGGCCGUAUUCCUGACGACGCCUCGCGAAUACCCCGUGCCGGAGAAGAUAGUCGCUUCGCCGUGGUAUCGCUGUGUGCAGACUGCGGCGCCGCUCGCGCUGAAACUCAAGAAACAGAUCCACCUCGACCACGGGCCCGCCGAGUGGUACUCGCACGCUGCGCCGGGGACUGGGCUCCACCCCCGGCCCAUCGUGGAGGGUGCGGCGAGCAUGUCGAAGCACUUUCCCCCGGGGCUCAUCAAUGAGGAGUACACUAGUACUGUGUACCCGUCCCGACGGGGGGAGAGUUUGAGGGAGGUGCAUGACCGACUCGACUUGUUCGCGAAGACGUUCGUGAGGAGGAUGGACGAGGAGGGCGUCCGGUCAGUUGUCAUCUUUGCGCAUGCUGCUACCGUCAUUGCCCUUGGACGUGCUCUCACCGGCGACCCGAAACGUGAGGUGACUGCCGCAUGCGCCUGCACCUCCUUGUACAAGCGUAUCGGAACGGGUGACCACUUUGAACAGAUCUGGAACGGUAGGACAGACUACCUGCCUCUCGGACUGGAGCGCGACUGGAGUGUAGGUUUACCCCUCAUAUCCACGCAUGCUGACGAACAGUUUGACGCAGUCGAGCUCGAGAAUGGAGAAGUCGUCGACGACGAGGGAGACAUGGAGGAGCACUCGCCCGAGGACGAGCUGCCCGUUGGCCUCGGACCGGGCAUGGAGAAGUUUGCGCCGAAGACGAGGGUCGUGUCCCGAUUGUAG
Trichosporon asahii var. asahii CBS 2479 is the source of this 843-nucleotide messenger RNA. Its product is annotated as metabolism-related protein. The coding region runs from base 1 to 843 and encodes 280 amino acids. Lineage: Eukaryota; Fungi; Basidiomycota; Tremellomycetes; Trichosporonales; Trichosporonaceae. The record is from RefSeq and is a predicted model, not a curated record. The transcript has 5 exons.